GCCAUUUUCAUCAUUGGAAAUCUUAAUUUUCAAGAACAUGUCAGCAUGGAAGCAAUGGCACUCAAUGCAAACUGAAGAUGCAGCAACAUAUGGAAAGCUCAAAACACUUGAGAUUAAACAUUGUGAUGAGCUCAUUGGGGAUUUGCCUCGCUUCCUUCCUUCAUUAACAAAGAUUAAAAUUGAUGCAGAUAAGCAGUGUGCUUUAAAUAUCCCAAGAUUACCUUGUGUCACAGAAAUGAGAAUUAAAAAAUUGGAAAAUGUGGAAUCAUUGUACGAGGCAAUAAAGGCAAUGAAUCCUUCUUCUUCGACUGGAAGUUUGCUUACCACUCUCACUCCUCUUCAGUCACUUACUUUGAGUAACUGUGGGUCAUCCUUUAGAUCCUUCCAUAUGGAUUUAUUUCCCACUCUCCGAACUCUUAAAAUAUACAACUGCGAUUACUUUGAAGCCCUCUCAAUGUCCAAUGGUCAAUGUCGGGAACUAACUUCUCUGUCUAUCUAUCGGUGUUGUAGCUUUGUGUCUUUCCCAAAUGGUGGACUUAUUGCUCCCAAACUGAGAGAAUUUUGGAUUUCUUUUUGCUAUAAAUUGAAGUGGUUGCCUGAGAAGAUGACUUCCCUCUCAUCUUUGAAAGUUUUGGCAAUCAGAGGUUGUCUGUUGGUAGAGACUAUUCCUGAAGGUGGUCUGCCCAUUAGUUUGUCUACACUUGGGAUAAACUAUCAUCAACUUUUGAGGAUAAAAUGGAAUUGGCAAACAUUACCUAAUCUCAGGGAUGUUUCAGUUCACGGAGAUGAAGAAGAUUUGGAAUCAUUUCCGGAGGAAGGACUGCUGCCUGACACUGUCACCUCUCUUUCUAUCCAUACAUUUCCAAAACUUAGAGGCCUGGACAAAAAUGGGCUGAGUCAACUCACCUCCUUGCAACAACUUACCAUCUGGUCGUGCCCUGAGUUGCAGACAUUAUCAGAAGAAGGGUUUCCAACAUCCCUCAGCUCUUUGAGAAUAAUUGGUUGUCCUCUGCUGAAGAAAAUUUACGACACAAAGGACAGUGAGAAUAAGGAGUACUGGAGAAAGAUUAGUCAUAUACCACAUGUCGAAUUUUGAUUGAGCUUGCAUUUACCAUACGUCACAUCCCAAUCUUUCGCACAACUACUCUGAUUGUUAAAUCAAAUAAUUGAGAAUUACUAUGAGAGCUACAACUGUUGAAAUCCAUAUCAGUUCAGAAUGGACCAAAAUAUCAAAAUGGGAACUCAGAGAAGAAGUUCUCCUAAGGAAGUCUGGGAUUGAAUAUCAUAUUGAUCCUUAAGCAGCCCAAACACAGGUGUUAGAGUCCAUGUUUCUGCCUAAUUACUCAAAUGAUAAUUUCUAUGCGUAGUCAUUUUGCUGAAGUGAGAGUUAGGUUGUAGAGUCCCAGUAGCUGUGCUGUUGCUAGAGAAGAUGGUUCUUCUGGCCCCUCUUAUAUGCAAUGAGAACAAAGUUAGGUGAACAGUUGAGAUUGAGUUUCAACCUUAGUUGCAAUCCGAUCCGAUCCGAUCUAUAUAUAUUUUUAUAAUUCUUUGUUGAAUGUGGAAAGUGGUGUAAAAUCUGCUCUUCUUAUAGCUAAGAUGAGAUCUAUUGUUAAAUCCAAUAGAGACAUCAUCAUGUGAGGUGAGGAGCAAUUGAUUUGAGAUACUUGAUAGCUAUGUUCUUUUGGCAGUUGGUUCAUUUAACCUCAAAAAUACCUCCACCGACACAAACUACUAUAAAUAAAGUAAAAAAAAAGAAAAGAUCAAAACUGAUAAACUGAUAGAUUACUAAUUUUAGGCAUUCUAUGGUGGUGAUAUUUUGUAAGCCAGAAACUCGUACAUUAUAGAAUGCUUCAAAGCUCCUCCCUUUGAUUUUUCUUGUCUCUUUCAUGUUGUGGAUGCUAUCUCUUUCCUGCAUCAGAUUCAGAUAGACAUUGGGAAUAACUAAAACUGAAAAGCAUGCAUGAUUUGGCAGAAGGUGUCAACCAAGAUUGAAAAUUUUACUUACCUUAAUCAUUGAUGAUGAAGUAGUAGUAAUCACAAGGAUAGGAUGUUUCAUAUCAAAUAUUAUUGAUCCUCAUAUCUAAUACAAACUAGUAAACAUCAAACAGAGAGUACAAAAGAUUGGGAGACACAUGAAUUAGUGUCCUUGUAAUUUUUUCAGACAGAGUAAUUUUUGUCCAUGCCCAUUUCUUCACUAGCAGGAUUCCUUGCUGACUAUGAACAUAAAAAGCACCAAAUAAAAAAACAGCUUUGGAUCGUUAAUCACUUUUCGUGGAUCAAAACGCAAAGACAAAUCUCCUGUGACGGACCAAAUUCGAAUGCUCUCUUCUCUGUCUGAGGAAGAGAGAGAUUUCAUUUCAUUUCAUCUCAGCAUACAUUACAUUUCUUUGGAGCUCAGUCACACACAGGAUCCAUUAAUGUGGAGCUCGCUGAAGAAUCCUAUCCUUCUCUUGCAGCAUCGCUCACACAGCUGAACCUCCAAGACAUAGUUCAAGAUGAUGGUUGGUUGGAACCAUCUUAUUCACAAGGAAAUAAUCGAUCCCAUGCGUGAGUUUCGUAAGGAGCUACUUACGAAAUCAGCCAACUUUAUCAACCAGAAGUAAGUUUAGUAAAACAUUGGUAAAUUUAGCUACUUCUUAUUUAUGUAUAUAUGUAUAGACACAUGUUAAAUUGCACUGUAUUGAGUAUCUUGCUCAGUUUUUCAUCAUUCUAGUUUAAUCUGCUAUGCUAAAGA
Humulus lupulus (European hop) is the source of this 2734-nucleotide messenger RNA. RefSeq names its product putative disease resistance protein At3g14460. The transcript is spliced from 5 exons. The record is from RefSeq and is a predicted model, not a curated record. Bases 38 to 1096 code for a protein of 352 amino acids. Lineage: Eukaryota; Viridiplantae; Streptophyta; Magnoliopsida; Rosales; Cannabaceae.